Messenger RNA from Lasiosphaeria miniovina, 1784 nucleotides. RefSeq lists its product as uncharacterized. The record is from RefSeq and is a predicted model, not a curated record. Bases 174 to 1661 code for a protein of 495 amino acids. NCBI's taxonomy places the organism in Eukaryota, Fungi, Ascomycota, Sordariomycetes, Sordariales, Lasiosphaeriaceae. The transcript has a single exon.
CUGCCAUGUGAUUCUGGAAGGCUUGGGCACAUGCAUGAAUUUAAGCCUGGAAUUUCGGAGUAGUCACGGCAUGCAUUCCUUUGCAAACUGUUUCCACUCGGGCGCUCCGUGAUCCUGCGAUAGAUUCAGGUUUCUUUUUCCCCAAUAGCUUGGAAAUUAUUAUUGCUGCAACAAUGGACCGAACUCCGGACGAGCUGAUGGUCAUGAUAGCCUCGCAUCUGGAAGCGCCCCUUGCGCCGUAUGCAGCCAUCUCGCGGCGGUGGCAGGACGUGAUUGAAGCGCGGACAUUUUCCGAGAUCCACUUGACGAGCGACGAAGGCUCGCGCCUCAAGUUCGAUGCCGCCUUCAAAACCACACGCCGCCGCAGAAUGUUGCAGGUCCUCGAUUUCGAGGUCGAGCUGCCGUGUCCCUACUUUGACAAAGUCCAGGCCCGACGCGAGGCCGCAAAAAACAAUGCCGCCUUCACCGAGGCCAACCUCACCUUGUUCCAGACCUUGUCUGUCUGGGACCGUGAUGACACCAAUGUCUGGUUCAAUCUCGCUAUCGGAGUGGAUCUGGUUGGCCGCAGCCCCCGCAGCACCGACAUGAACACGAACACGUACAUUCCCCCGAACCCAGUGAACAAUUGGAUCAAGUACGUCAACUUUGACUACGCCAUCCUCAAUGCAUCAGGCGGGCUUCCUUUGGUGCUAGUGGUUUCUGCUCUCAAACUCAGCGUCAGCUAUCGGCUCUAUCACCCCAACUUACUCACCACGCUAUCCGGGGCGCUCCCCAACCUGGAGGGGCUCGACGCCAAUUUCCUCGCCCCUGCCCGUCGAUUGCCAAACAUGCGACAGUCCAUCAGGUCGUCCAUGGCCGGUUCGCUAUGUGCCAUCGCUGCGAAUCUGCACUUUCUUACCUGCUUGAAGCUUUACUGGGGGGACUGCGAGCCCUCAAGCCUUCGCUUCCCACUCGAGAGCUACAUUGGCCUCGACUCGCCCCAUGAUCGAUUCAGCAUUGCCAUCCGACGCAUCUGCCAACUGCCUACCAUGCGGCAUGUGCAACUUAUAGGGAAUUGCAUCCUGUCAGAUCAGAUCUUUGGCGGAGCCGCCGAUGACUCGGUGUGGCCGUCGCUGAAGACGAUCGAGAUCGGCAUGGCCUUGACGGCCCCAGACGCUCGCUGGUACUUUACCGGGAAUCCAGAAGAUGUGGAACCGAUUGAAGACUACGGCGACUCUGAAGGCGAGAUUCCCAACGGUUCAUCCGUUGACGCCGAGUACCCCAACGCCAUGGUCUGGGCAUUCGAGAGUCGCUGGCAGCGGGAAAACAGCAAAAACCCAUUCCACAACUUCCGCACGAAGCCAUGUGGCGCCAUCUUGGUGCCCUUUUUGACGUCCCUUGCCCGCGCAACCGCGCGCAUGCCCGCCCUGCGCCAGCUUGAGCUAGAGCUAAGUUUUGUGUUGUUUGUCGGGUUUUACCGACCCAGUCUACCCAAGCUAGAGCGCGACUAUAGCGCGACUACGAUGGGCAGUUUCUUCGACGCACACAGAAAUCAUUCGAAAUGGGUCAUCUGCUUCGAUGACGAAGCUAAAAAGAACUGGAGAUUCCCGCCCGUCCUUACUACUGCGCUGCUUGAUAUGAGCCCGCAUAUUUUUCGCGGCCAAGCUCUAUACCGAAGUUAAAAAUACGAUGCAGAUCGAUGGGUAGGACUGUUGUAGGGAUGCUGCAUGGAAUUUCGCAUCUAGAUAAGCAGGUGCUGUACAUAGAGAGUAAGUAUCUCCUGAGUAUAGGGCCUAAGCAUAGGG